Menidia menidia (Atlantic silverside) is the source of this 1580-nucleotide messenger RNA. The record is from the annotation of a GenBank genome assembly. Lineage: Eukaryota; Metazoa; Chordata; Actinopteri; Atheriniformes; Atherinopsidae.
CCGUACUAAGCCCAAACACCGGGGAUCGCUGAACUCUCGCAACCUGUCGCGAGAAGUCUGAGUAGCUGGAUUUCAAACUGUGGCGGUUUAAGACGACUGAUAUUUGAAAGAUGGCAGCGGAGGAGGAGAUUCAGCUGCUGAGGAGCCAGCUGAAGGAGAAGGAGAAGCAGGUCCACCAGGCCGCUCAGGCUGGUUUGGAUCUCCUGAACCAACAGGUGGAGCUUCAAAGCAGGCUGGAUGACCAGAGAGUAGAGAUGACCAACGCCCUUGAGGCUCUUGAACAAGAAAAGUACUCACUGCAGAAGGAAGUGGAAUUAAAGAAUCGUAUGCUGGAGUCGCUGCAGUCAGAAUAUGAAUGUUUCAAAAAGCAGCUGAAACAGCAGCUUCAAGAGCAGCAAGAGCACCUCGAGAUGAACCACAGCCUGGCAGUAAAUGAGCUUCACAACAAGGCUCUGAGGCUUCAGUCGGCUCUGGAGGAAUCCCAGCUGAACGAAAAACAGCUGAAACACAAACUGGAGGCGCAGACGGAGACACUGCACAACAAAACGGAGGAGCUGCGAGCUUUGAACGAACAGACGCAUAGUUCCAUGACGUCCGAAAUGAUGGAGGUUCAGAUGAGGGUCGUGGAGCUGGAGAACACGCGGGUGGAGAUGGAGCAGGCCUUGCAGGAGUCCCAGUACAAGGAGCAGCAGCUGCAGCUGAACACCAGCAGCCUGCAGCGCCACCUGGAGCGAAUCACCGAGGAGAAGGAGGAGAGAGAGAAAGAAGCCGUCUCCUGGUUCAACGCGUUAGAGAAAUCCCGUGAGCUGAACAGAGACCUCCAGAUCCAGCUGGAUCAGGUUCUCCAAGAGGCCCAGGAUCCAAACAGCAAGGGGAACUCGCUGUUUGCCGAGCUGGAGGACAAAAGAGCCGAGAUGGAAAAGCAGCUCAUCAGCGUGAAGGUUCAGUAUCACUCCCUGCAGAAGAUCCACGCCUUCAGCAAGCAGCAGAUGCAGCGCAUGAAGAUGCUGCUGAAAUCCCAGCCGGCUAAGCCCGGUCCAGCGGAGGGAGGGGACAGCCAGGACGAAACCUACUACACGGACCUGCUGAAAAUGCAGCUCGGCAACGCUGUCAAAGACGCGGUGCGCCUGGGGGACGAGCUCUCCCUGCAGAGGAUGAAGUCUCUGUCGGAGAAGGCCAAAAAAGACUCCGCCCCAAGGAAAAGGAAAGAGAAACUCCCAGCCGACCCCACGCCCUCCGCAAACGAGCCCGCCCCCGGGGGGGGCCAGCAGACGCCGGCGGCGGUGGAGGUGAUCCCGCCGGCCUCCGAGGCUCCGGCCGGCCCUACGGCAGAGGCCCCGGGCCCCGCCCCAGGUCCGGAGCCGGAACCGGAGCCGCGGCCCUCAAAGUGCGUGAAGAUCAGCGUGGACGAGCCGGCCGUGAUCCCCGACCCCAGCGCCCCGGCGGAGCCCAGAGAGGAGGAGAGCGAGGAGAACCAGCAGCAGAACAAACGGGAAGACAGGAAACGGAAGCAAAGGACGGUGGAGAUGAUCCAUGUCAGCUCUCACAACAGCAUGGAGACCCAGUGUGCUCAGCAGUAG